Molecule: messenger RNA, 752 nt
Organism: Hyaloscypha bicolor E
Lineage: Eukaryota; Fungi; Ascomycota; Leotiomycetes; Helotiales; Hyaloscyphaceae
Exons: 3
Coding region: 105-560 (151 amino acids)
Source: RefSeq, a predicted model, not a curated record
CAAGCGAGCCUCGUCAAGCCUUGCCAACAACAUCAACAAACCUCACCAUAACCUAACAUUGUUUUCCCCUUCACCCCUACACUCGCUCAAAUACACAAACCAAAAUGCCAGAACGCCGACACCAAGCAACAACCAGCAACUCAAGCAACCGCUCCACCAACAACGUGCGCCGCAACCUCUUCCACCAACACCUCAGCCGGCGCCCCACGACCUCCUCGACCUCCACAUCUGCCGAAACGCUGCGGCUGGACGUAGAGCCCGAGUCCGACACCUCAGAUAUCGUGAUACGGGAUAAGAAUGGGGAGUUCGAGAUUGGGGAUCCGCCGAUGCAGUCGUUUGAUGAGCAGGAGGAGGGAGGGAACGGGGAUGCGCAGGAGGAUGAGAAGGAGAGACAGAGGUUGGCAGAUGCGGUGAAGCUUCAUCAGAGGGAUAGGAAUCGAGCUCCUAGUGAGCCUGCUGAACUCCUCGAAGCCGUACGAGCCAGUAUGCGUGCGAAGGUGGCGGGGUUAGCAGAAGACAACUGGAUGUACGAAGCAGAAGAGGAGCAGAUUGUUCGAUAGCACUCCAUACUUUUGAUUUUUGCGGCAUAAGAUACCCAGGCGUUACGAAACAGGUUGCUUGGAAAGCGUAGCAUAGGUAGAAUACAGUCUAGUCUAGACCUUCAGCAGCUGGAGCUGAAGUACCCACACGUUUUGGCUGUUGCUUUGCAGGAGCACCCCCCAUUCCACCGCCAAACAUACUUCCCAUCAUAU